Messenger RNA from Staurois parvus, 1430 nucleotides. NCBI's taxonomy places the organism in Eukaryota, Metazoa, Chordata, Amphibia, Anura, Ranidae. The record is from the annotation of a GenBank genome assembly.
AUGGCUGACGUUCUGCCCAAGCUCUUCCAACACAUUGACAAUCACCAGGAACUCUAUGUGCAGAGACUGGCAGAAUGGGUUGCUAUCCAGAGUGUGUCAGCCUGGCCCGAAAAAAGAGGGGAAAUCAAGAAGAUGAUGGAGGUGGCUGCCAAAGAAAUUGAGCGCUUGGGUGGCAGCACAGAGCUGGUGGACAUCGGAAAACAAAAGCUCCCUGAUGGUUCAGAGAUCCCUCUUCCUCCCAUUAUUCUGGGUAAACUGGGUUCAGAUCCACUUAAGAAAAUGGUGUGUGUUUAUGGUCACCUGGAUGUCCAGCCAGCAGCUCUGGAAGAUGGGUGGGACAGCGAGCCCUUUGUUCUGGAAGAAAGAGAGGGUAAACUCUAUGGGAGAGGCUCUACAGAUGACAAAGGUCCAGUGCUUGCUUGGCUUAAUUGCAUUGAAGCUUAUCAGCAAACAAAGCAGGAGCUUCCAGUGAACCUGAAAUUCUGCUUUGAGGGAAUGGAAGAGUCUGGAUCUGAAGGCCUAGACGAUUUGAUUAUUUCCAAAAAAGACACUUUUUUCAAAGAUGUGGACUAUGUUUGCAUUUCUGACAACUACUGGCUUGGCAAAAACAAGCCAUGCAUUACGUAUGGACUGCGUGGUAUUUGCUACUUUUUUAUUGAGGUUGAAUGUAGCAACAAGGAUCUUCACUCGGGGGUCUAUGGAGGCUCUGUGCAUGAGGCAAUGACUGACCUAAUUUUUCUAAUGGGAAGCUUAAUGGACAAGAAAGGUAAAAUCCUUAUCCCUGGAAUAAAUGAAGCUGUAGCACCUCUAGCAAUCGAGGAAAAAGAAAUUUAUGAAAAAAUUGACUUUGAUCUUGAAGACUUUGCAAAAGAUAUAUUGGUGCUAGUAAACUUCUACAUGGCACAAAGGACAAGAUAUUGAUGAACAGGUGGAGAUUUCCAUCUCUGUCUCUGCAUGGCAUCGAAGGAGCUUUCUCUGCAAGUGGAGCCAAAACAGUAAUUCCAAGAAAAGUCAUAGGAAAAUUCUCUAUACGACUUGUUCCAGACAUGAACCCUGAUGAUGUGAAAAAACAGGUUGAAGAUUACUUAACCAAGCAAUUUGAAUCACUGGACAGCCCUAAUAAGUUCAAAGUGGUUAUGGGCCAUGGAGGAAAGCCUUGGGUAUCUGACUUUAACCACCCUCACUACCUUGCUGGAAGGAAAGCCAUGAAAACAGUGUUUAAUGUUGAACCAGACUUAACCCGGGAGGGUGGAAGCAUUCCUGUGACUCUCACCUUCCAAGAAGCUACUGGCAAAAAUGUCAUGCUGCUGCCUGUCGGCUCAUCAGAUGAUGGGGCACAUUCUCAGAAUGAAAAACUGAACAGGUAUAAUUACAUCCAGGGUGUCAAACUUCUGGGGGCUUACUUGUACGAGGUGUCUAAAUUGGAAUAG